Strongylocentrotus purpuratus (purple sea urchin) is the source of this 3014-nucleotide messenger RNA. Its product is annotated as glutamate receptor 2. Bases 590 to 2149 code for a protein of 519 amino acids. The record is from RefSeq and is a predicted model, not a curated record. The transcript has 9 exons. Gene Ontology annotation, biological process: synaptic transmission, glutamatergic; modulation of chemical synaptic transmission. NCBI's taxonomy places the organism in Eukaryota, Metazoa, Echinodermata, Echinoidea, Camarodonta, Strongylocentrotidae. Gene Ontology annotation, molecular function: transmitter-gated monoatomic ion channel activity involved in regulation of postsynaptic membrane potential; AMPA glutamate receptor activity. Gene Ontology annotation, cellular component: postsynaptic membrane; dendritic spine; plasma membrane.
GCCUACUUACCUACCAUCGCCACCGACCAGGCCGCCGAGUCCCAGGCCAUCAAGAUGUACCCUGUCAAGGACGACAUGGUCGAGCUCAUCUCGCGUGGGCGUGGUCAAUCACUACAGAUGGAACCCAUGAUCUUCCUGUAUGACCAGGACAGUGCUUAUGACAUCCUUUCCGCGAUGAUGAGCAGGACCCCGCAGCAUGGCUGGGUCAUCCAUCCCAUGAUACUAGCUGAUGACGUCCAGGCCCAGAUGAAAGAACUCAAAGCGAAAGCCAUCAAGAACAUCAUCGUCUACAUGCACGUCGAGGAGAACAUCAAAACCGUGGUUGACCACGCAUACGAGGAAGGAGUACUCACGGACACGUGGCAUUGGCUUUUCGGAAACCCGAACGUGGCCUACCUGAACAAGAAUUUCCUUGAGACAAGACUCCGUUACAACUCGGCAUUCAUCACCCGCUUCAAAAUGCAAGUAGCUUCUUCGGUCGAAGGCACCUUCUACACCCGAAGACCCGACGCCAUCCGAAAAUGGCCGUUCCGACAGCAGAUGACCUACGAUUCAAUCCUGUCGGUUUCGUACGCCCUGCGAGCUUACCAUGACCAGCACGGCAGCUACCCGCGCUCGGGGAGAUGCGGCGAUAAAAACAGCCCACUCCUACCCUUUUUCAACAAGGCUCAGUCUUUCGAAGGCUGCAGCGGAGAAAUCCUUCGAUGCUAAUGGCAACCGAGUCAACUACACUAUUGAUAUCUUUGUCGGCAAGAACCAGUAUCUCUCGACCAGCAAGCUUGGCGUAUUCACUCAGAACAUUGAUCAUUGGGAGAAAAAGGAACGGUCGACGUGGAUGAACAGAGGUUCGAGACUCUACAUGAAACCUUACAGGAUGGCUGAAGCCACUCAUAUUCACAUCCUUAGUAUUGAGGAACCACCUUUCCUGAUGCACAGGGAUUACGAGCUGACUCGAACUCCUAAUCGUCGUCGAUUCCGUCGUCAGGAGGUCAAUCCUGAUCUCGACCUCUAUAUCGGCUACGUCCCCUCCCUACUCAAGGAGCUCAAGAAGGUGUUCGAAGAGGACAUGGGACUGGACUUCACCUACAGGCUGGAGCUCCUCGGUGAAGGAAACUACGGUAAAUACGACAAGUCAACACUGGAGUGGGACGGCAUGAUGAGGGAUCUAUACGAUGGGGACGCUGACGUGAUCGCUGCCGCCCUCACCAAGACUAAAAUUCGAGAGGACUAUGUCGAUUUCACGUCCACCUGGUAUACAGGCGACGUCAAACUCCUGAUCAAACACCCGUCUUUCGUGUGGGAGUACCCCUUCGUACCGGUCUUCCCCUUCAAUAUCUAUGCCUGGCUAACCAACUUCCUGGCUUUCUUCGUUGCCACGAUACUCAUGUGGCUGAUCAGUCGGCUCAACCAGAACGAAUGGAGGGCGAUGUCCAUCCGUGGAGAGGCCACCGAGGACGAGGGUCAGACCUUCACGCUGUACAACACCACGUAUUACAUGCUGUCUAUCUGGGCUUUCCAGGGGUUAAAGAAGUCCCCGCAUUCCUACAGCGGAAAGGUCUUCACUGCCUUUUGGUUCGCUUACACACUGAUCAUGGUCUGGCUCUACGUCUCGAACCUCACGCCGUUCUUAAUGGCCAGCAAGGUUGGCUUCAAGGUCAGGAGCCUUCAUGACCUCAACAAACAGGAGCAGUUCGGGUAUGGCGUGGUGCGGAAUAGUCCGACCUUUGACCUCUUUCACGAGUCGACCACAGGCGACAAAAGAAUCACGUGGGACGACAUCCAGACCGGUGACGAGGAUAAGAUCGUCCAGGACAGCAUCGAGGGCGUCCGCAAGGUCAGACGAGACAACGGACGAUAUGCCUUGCUCUCCGAGAAGAAAAUGCUGGAGUACGAGGCCUAUCGGUGGCCGUGUGAUCUCUUCGUGUCUGGUGGAUAUGUCACCAAGAUCAAGUUCCCCUGGCCGUUCAGUCGGGAUCACCACUUCGGGAUCAGCUCACUUACGCCGUCCAGAAACUCAAGAGUAAUGGCGUCAUGGCCAACAUCACCAGCACUAGUUUUUUCAAACCGUAUUGCUCCAAAACAUCCCUUUGGCAAACGGAAGCGAAGAAAUCCAUCACAGGAGCUGAUCUGGCGGGUAUCUAUUACCUAAUGCUCCUGGGAUUCGCUUCCAGUCUCAUUAUGUUCGCUUUGGAGACCAUUUACUUCUAUCUCCGCGGUAACAGCGGCGUCAGAAUGCCAAUGAAAAGCCGUCGGCAGAACGAUAACCUGGCACUCAGCCGUAACGGCGGGGGCGGCGGCGGUAUUGGGGGUGGCGUAGGAAUGCGUGAUAUGGAUCGCGGAGGACGCGUUGCUGCUCCCCCUCAACGUGCCGGAGAAUUUGAGAAGAAAGACUGGCUGUAAAUAAAAGUCACACCUGUCUCCUUUUUUACAAAAUGAGCAAAAUAUCUUACUCUUUCAGCUUAUGUUGUAUGAUAUUCUAAUGAGAUGACGAGAUUUAUCACUAUAUAUUUCAAUGCCAUUUCUGUAUCGGUUCUUGGUAGCAAUAAUGUUUUGUAUCAUCUUGAUUUUUGAGUAUUAUGUAUGGUAUGUACGCAUUAUUAACAAUUGUAUUGGUAAUGUGAAAUAAGCAUUCUGGAUUUAUUCGGCCAUGCGUGUGAAAAGGGCGUUUCUAUAAUUUGAUGAUUUAAUUACACGGUUAAAAACUUUAUCACUUUUACUCGACUCUGCUAGAUAUUUUAGCCAAUAACAUCUGAUAAAUAUACUUCAAAGACAAACGUUUCUCAAUAUUGAUUAAUUACUUUGUGAUGCCCUUUUUCGUCGUUGUUUUCAAAGGCCUUCUGAAGGGCAUGAUUGUUUCCCCCUGUAAAUACUUUAAACCAUCUGGAAUGAUGUUGCCAAUUUUUAUUAACUUUUGAUGUCUUCAUCAGAGAAUUGAGAUAGAGGUGAAAUCUGAAGACAUGAUGUGCUCGUUUGCACGAGAACAAUAAAGUGUUGCUUUUUUAAUCUAUACAUAA